Tribolium madens (black flour beetle) is the source of this 1032-nucleotide messenger RNA. RefSeq names its product holocytochrome c-type synthase (gene Cchl). NCBI's taxonomy places the organism in Eukaryota, Metazoa, Arthropoda, Insecta, Coleoptera, Tenebrionidae. The record is from RefSeq and is a predicted model, not a curated record. Gene Ontology annotation, biological process: cytochrome c-heme linkage. The transcript has 5 exons. Gene Ontology annotation, molecular function: holocytochrome-c synthase activity. Gene Ontology annotation, cellular component: mitochondrion. Bases 176 to 946 code for a protein of 256 amino acids.
UAUUUAAUUUUUGCGGAGCGUGACCUUAGCCACACACUUUGUGACAUAACAAUGUCGGGUCAAAUUACAUUUGAAAUUACAAAAAACGUGUAAAAUUCGAAGUUUACAAAUUACCAGUUUCUAGUGCUUAUUACUCUACUAAUUAUUUAUUACAUAAUUUAGGAUUCGUGAAAAAAUGGGGAACACAGUCUCAGCGGCGGAAAUCGCCGCCACGCAAAUCAUGCACCCUAACACAACUCUGCACCAAAAUGCGAAAAAGCACGAGUUUCACAGAAGUUUCACCCACGGGGAGAUCCCACCGGAGUGUCCCAUGCACCGGCCCAAGGGGGCCUCGGAGUGUCCCGUGAACCACGGCGAGAUUAACCCCCUUAACAUGAUGGGCCCCGCGAACCAAAACCCGUCCCCUGGCCAACCCUUCCCUCUCCCGACUGAAAGACAAGUCUCCAACAUUCCGAGAGCCAUCGUCCAGGACGGUGACAGCCCCUUUUGGGUGUACCCCAGCCAACAAAUGUUUUGGAACGCCAUGCUGAGGAAGGGGUGGCGUUGGAAGGACGAGGAUGUGACCCAGAAGGACAUGGACGAUAUUAUAAAAAUCCACAAUGCAAAUAACGAGCAAGCGUGGCUGGAAGUCCUCAAAUGGGAGGCACUUCAUGCCAAGGAGUGUGGGGCCCCAAAACUGAAAUCUUUCGGCGGGAAAGCGACCACUUACAGUCCUAGGGCGCGAAUUCGGUGGUUAUUGGGGUACGAAUUGCCGUUUGACCGCCACGACUGGAUCGUGGACAGGUGUGGAAAGGAAGUGAGGUACAUUAUCGACUACUAUGAUGGGGGCAUGGUUGACCAGAAGUAUCAGUUUGCGCUGUUGGACGUGAGGCCCGCCAUGGAUAGCUUUGAAAACAUUUGGGACAGGAUGACUGUGGCGUGGUGGCGGUGGAGGUACGGCGACUGAACCAUGAACAAGCACCCAGUAGUCAAGUCUUUGCCCGCAUUGUGGUUUUGUAUUUAUCGUUAAAUAAUAAAAAAACUUUGAACGUU